AUGGCACAAAUAUACUGGCCCAACACUGCAUUCAGCGGGCCAUGGGAAAAGAACAUAUACGCACCGGCAUCACGAACAGUACGACCAGCCUCAACCUUAUCAGAAUUGAAAGCGAACGCUGUUACAGACUCCUCGCAUCCAUACAAAGCGGCAUUACACGGCAACGGAUCAAUUAUCGUAUUUGUCUUCGGUAUUGAAGUUGGCGGCAUUGUUCAUCUAGACUACACCUCCACCGGCAGUGGAGCUCUAGGACUGGCGUUUACAGAAGCCAAAAACUGGAUUGGAGAGCAGUCAGACUCGUCGAGCGCUCUAUAUCAUGAUGGCGCGUUGUACGCAAAUAUUUCAUCAACCGGAAAGGGGGCAUAUGUCAUGCCAGACGAGUACCUGCGUGCCACUUGGUCGAACCUCCGAGCUUAUCAGGGGUAUUUUCACUGCAGUGAUAAGCUUUUGAAUCGUAUCUGGUAUAGCAGUGCAUAUACUCUGCAAACGAAUGAGGUCCCUGUAGAUACUGGCCGGGUUACCAAGGGUGUCACAUCUGGGUGGCUCAACAAUGGGACUCUCGGGCCGGGAGACACGAUUAUUGUUGAUGGUGCAAAGCGAGAUCGUGAGGUUUGGCCCGGUGAUAAGGGAAUUGCCGUUCCUUCCGCGUUUGUGAGUCUGGGAGACUUGGAAAGUGUAAAGAACGCUUUGCAGAUCAUGUAUAACACCCAGCUCCGGCGAUUACAGAACAAGACAACAGGCGCAUUUGAUGAGUCUGGACCUCCAUUAAGUCAAAAGGACUCAGACACAUAUCAUAUGUGGUCUAUGAUUGGCACCUACAAAUAUGUGCUUCAUACCAAUGACACCGACUUCUUGUUGGAGAACUGGGCCAGUUAUAAGCACGCCAUGGGAGAUAUAUAUGGAAAGGUAACUUACUCCAGCGGGCUUUUGAAUGUAACAGGCACCCGAGACUGGGCGAGAUGGCAGCAAGGCUAUAAUAACUCGGAAGCCCAGAUGAAUUAUGAGCAUCUCUUUCUUUGUAGGCUGGAGACUCAACCAAUCUAUACAGCAGAUGGAGCUCCCAGGCCGCCAAUCUCAAGAAAGCAAUCAACACCUACUUACUGCUGGGACGAGUCGUACGGCGCAUUUAAGGACAACGCAACCAAUACCUCUCUGCAUCCACAAGAUGCUAACAGCAUGGCAAUUAUGUUUGGUGUUGUAAACGAAGAACGCACAGCCAGUAUUUCCGAGAAGCUUCUCAAGAACUGGACGCCUAUAGGGGCUGUAGCUCCUGAGUUGCGAGAGAACAUUGCCUUGUUCAUAUCCUCUUUCGAGAUCCAAAGUCACUUCAUUGCCCACGAGCCUGCACGUGCACUGUAUCUCAUUCGUCGCGGCUGGGGUUGGUAUAUCAAUACCCGAAUGGUACAGAGAGCACCGUGA
Molecule: messenger RNA, 1419 nt
Organism: Penicillium egyptiacum
Lineage: Eukaryota; Fungi; Ascomycota; Eurotiomycetes; Eurotiales; Aspergillaceae
Source: the annotation of a GenBank genome assembly